Molecule: messenger RNA, 270 nt
Organism: Echinostoma caproni
Lineage: Eukaryota; Metazoa; Platyhelminthes; Trematoda; Plagiorchiida; Echinostomatidae
Source: the annotation of a GenBank genome assembly
AUGGAUCCCAGUGGUACAUACAUACGGUAUGAUGCGAAAGCAAUCGGAUCGGGUUCGGAAGGUGCACAACAAGCCUUACAGGAAGUCUUUCAUAAGAAUAUGACACUUCGGGAGGGAUGCAAACAUGCCCUGUCCAUAUUGAAACAAGUUAUGGAAGAAAAGUUGGAUUCCACAAAUGUUGAGAUGGCCACGGUCAGUGUACAUAACAAGUUUCAUCUUUUCGACAAGGAUGAGGUGCAACAAAUCAUCCAGGAGCUUGCUCAAAGUUAA